AUUGUGGUGCAAAAUUUCUUGCAAAAUCCACGAAGAGGAGUAGCAUUAUGAAGAAACACCAAAGCCUUUUCUCUGGGUGGGACGCCAACCAUUAAGAGCUGUCACUGCCUCCUGGGAGUUCCUCUUGGGCCCACCAAGCUCACCUGUCCAGCUCCGCUCUGCCCCGCCCUCCGGCGCACCCGAACCAAUGGGCCGAGCCGGGCGGGAGUGCGACCAAUGGGAUGGCCGACGGAGAAGCGCUGCCUGGAAGAGGCGCCGGGCGCGAGGCAGUGCGGAGUUGCGCGAGGAGGAGCAGGUGUAAGUCGUUCGGCGCUGGGAUGUCUCUGCAGGCUGAUUUUGACAGGGCCGCCGAAGACGUGAGGAAGCUGAAGGCACGACCUAGUGAUGAAGAAUUGAAAGCACUCUACGGGCUGUACAAGCAAGCCAUGGUUGGGGACGUUAAUAUCGCAUGUCCAGCAAUGUUAGACUUAAAAGGCAAGGCCAAGUGGGAAGCGUGGAGCCUCCAAAAAGGGUUGUCAAAGGAUGAGGCCAUGCUUGCCUACAUUUCUAAAACUAACGAGCUGAUUGGAAAAUAUGGAAUUUAGAAACCAGCAGAGGAGAGGUUUUUCCUUCUGGAGCUUUCACGGUGAAGGUAUCACAAGCUAACAUUGAAUGGCGCAAUGUGUUCUCUAUUAUUCUGUAUUUUUGCUAUUAACAUGAUUUAUAAUAUUUAAUUAGGAAUAUUGUGUAACUGGACACUGAUUAAAUUUUACUUGAUAAAUCGGGUGACUC
Ochotona princeps (American pika) is the source of this 771-nucleotide messenger RNA. It is a transcript of the gene ACBD7, whose product is annotated as acyl-CoA binding domain containing 7. The coding region runs from base 222 to 584 and encodes 120 amino acids. Gene Ontology annotation, molecular function: fatty-acyl-CoA binding. The transcript has 5 exons. Gene Ontology annotation, biological process: fatty acid metabolic process. Lineage: Eukaryota; Metazoa; Chordata; Mammalia; Lagomorpha; Ochotonidae. The record is from RefSeq and is a predicted model, not a curated record.